This is a messenger RNA of Drechmeria coniospora, 1968 nucleotides long. RefSeq lists its product as uncharacterized. Gene Ontology annotation, molecular function: iron ion binding; oxidoreductase activity, acting on paired donors, with incorporation or reduction of molecular oxygen; heme binding. The record is from RefSeq and is a predicted model, not a curated record. Lineage: Eukaryota; Fungi; Ascomycota; Sordariomycetes; Hypocreales; Ophiocordycipitaceae. The coding region runs from base 1 to 1968 and encodes 655 amino acids. The transcript is spliced from 3 exons.
AUGCAACUGGUCUCCCGAUGCUCAUCGACCCACGACCACCGUCAGCUAUGGAAGAGAAAGGCAGGCCGCUCUGAGACGGAUAGUCAAGCCUCCUACAUCGUUCUAGCGAGUCCCCGAUCGACACAGAAACUCGUCGGCCGGUCCGUAGCACUCACGACUUCUCUUGUGGCCCUCAUUGGACGGUCCGCUACCCUGACGACUUCUGAGGUAGCCCUCGUUGGACGGCCCGCCACCCUCUCGACUUCUCUUGUGGCCCUCGUUGGAAGGUCCGCCGCCCUCGCAACGCCCGAGGUGGCCUCUGUUCCGCCGCCGUCUCGUCUCGUCAUGGCCGCAACAGCCUUCUUGGCCGACACCUGCUCGUGGUCGUCCCUUGCCGUCACCCUCUUGGCCGCACCUUUACUCUAUCUGCUCACCAACGAGAUCGUCCGGCGCAAGGCCAGGAUCGGCGGCAUCCAAGGGCCCGCCGGGUUGCCUCUCAUCGGCAACCUCUGGGAUAUCCGCGUCAACGCGGCGGAGAAAUACCGAGACUGGGCGAGGACGUUCGGCGACGUGUACCAGAUCCAGCUCGGGAACGUCCCCAUCGUCGUCGUCAACUCGUCGGCCGCCGCGAGGGCCAUCUUCGGCCACAACGCGUCGGCCAUGAGCUCGAGACCCGAGUUCUACACCUUUCACAAGGCAUGCCCCACCUCUCAACCGAGCCCCCCCCCCCCCCCUCGCCGCCCGACGCACCUCGGAAUCGUGCUGACCGGACCGAAGGUCCUGAGCGACACGGCGGGCACGACCAUCGGCACCUCGCCCUACGGCGACUCGCUCAAGCGCCGGCGCAAGGGCGCUGCCUCGGCGCUGAACAAGCCGUCAGUGCAGACGUAUGUCGCUCACCUCGACAUCGAGACGCGCGACUUCAUCCGGGAGCUCUACUCGUACGGCCGGGCCGGCCGGGUGCCGACGGAUCCGAUGCCCAUGAUCCAGCGCCUCUCGCUCUCGCUAGCCCUUACCCUCAACUGGGGCGUGCGGCUCCGGAGCCAGGAGGACGAGCUGUUCGACGAAAUCACCCACGUCGAGGAGGAGAUCAGCCGGUUCCGGUCGACGACUGGAAACCUGCAGGACUACAUCCCGCUGCUGCGCCUCAACCCCUUCAACCGGCACUCGUCCAAGGCGCGCGAGAUGCGUAACCGGCGUGACGCCUACCUCGGAAGGCUCAACCGCGGCCUCGACGAGCGCAUCGCCGACGGCACCUACAAGCCGUGCAUCCAGGCCAACGUCAUCUUGGACGACGAGGCGAAGCUGACCGAGGACGAGCUGACGUCCAUCAGCCUGACCAUGCUCUCGGGCGGUCUCGACACGGUGACGACGCAGGUCGCCUGGUUCGUCGCCUUCCUGUCGCGGCACCCCGAGGUGCAGGAGAGGGCCGCGGCCGAGAUUGCACGCUUCUACGGCCCCGACGAGCCCAUGUGCGAGGCGAGCGACGACCAGCGGUGCCCGUACGUCGUCGCCCUCGUCAAGGAGUCGCUGCGGUACUUUACCGUCCUGCGCCUCGCGCUGCCGAGGGCCUCGACCAAGGACGUCGCCUACGGGGACGUGGUCAUCCCGGCCGGGUCCGUCGUCUUCCUCAACGCCUGGGCCUGCAACAUGGAUGCCGACCUGUGGCCGGACCCCGAAGUCUUCCGACCCGAGCGUUGGUCGGAGCAGCCCGACGCCCCUCUGUUCACCUACGGCGUCGGCUACCGCAUGUGCGCCGGCUGGCAGCUGGCGAACCGCGAGCUCUACCUCGUCUACAUGCGCCUGCUCAACAGCUUCCGAGUCGAGAGCCACGACGCCGUCGACUGCCACCCCGUCAGCGGCAACGCCGACCCGAGGAGCCUCGUCGCCAUGCCGCGGCGGUACCGGGUGCGCUUCGUGCCUCGCGACGCCGAGGCGCUGGCCGAGGCGAUGCGGGAGACGGCCAGGAUGGACGAGGCCGAUGCGUAG